AUGAACGGCAAUGAAGCACACAAUGCCAGCCCUGCCGGCUCGAGCUCCGGUCUGGCGAAUCGCGCUACCUUUGCCACCUCGUCGACCGACUUUGCGCUCCCGUUUGGCGCCACUCGCGGGUCCUCCUCGUCAGCAAGUAAUCACGCACCUAGCUGGGCCCCAGGCUCCUCGUCAGGGCCCAUCUCGAUCCCCACGCGUCCGUUCCCGACCUCCAAUGCAGGCGCCUCAUCCUCGACCCAGCCUCCACUGCUCUCGCUGGGCCACCUGGCAUCUUCACCUUCACGAUUCGCCAGCUCGGCCACCGGGUUGGGGAUAGGCAUGCUUCCUUCGCCCUCGGCAAGGGACCAGUCCAACCCGCUGGCACAACCGCACCCCUCGAUACUGUAUGCACAGCCGGCCUCACCCACGCUUUCGCUGGCGGGAGAAGGAUGGCCUCCUCCGCCAGCUACCGCGCUCUCAUCUGCAUCGACCACAUCGCCCGGUGGCGCUUCCGCUUCGGCUGCGCUGCUGAGACGGUCGCAGGGCAUGAACUCGCCCGGCUUCGCAAUCGCCUCGCCCGCGCGGUUCCGUAGAGCCAGCAUGCUCGGAAGAGAGAUCACGCCAUUUCACCUCGAUCCCGACGACCGUUCCGAUGAAGAACGUCAGACGGAGAGCAGGGCGGGCCCCAGUCCGGACGAUGGAGACGACGAAAUGAUGCAGGUCGAGGACGAGGAUGUGACGGUAUCGCGCGCGCCAAGCACACCGGUCAUGGGCCCGCCGCUUUCGCUCGCCAAUACGCCCAGCACACCGCCGCCCGCACAUCCCGUCUUUCGCCACUCGACUGCGUCGUCGGCGCUGACGCGUGCUUCGGCUUCCGAUUCGGGCCACGACAGUUCGUCGUCCGCCAGUGGUGCUACUAGCGCGCUCGGCGCGCUCGGCGCAAGCACCUCGAGCAUGUCCCGCGCGGUGCCGCAUUCUCCAUCCGCGGGAGCUUCGAUGGGCUCUCCACUCGGCCACGGCAACCGAUCGCGGUCGUCGUCGCUGCUUUCGUCGAAUGUGGUGCGCAAGGCAGUCACACGGCGUGGCAACCUGCUGCCGCGCGACCGCUCCGUGCUGCGCGUCGCCGCAUCGCUGCAGGACGAAAGCAAGCCCGAAGACUCGGAGAUCGCUUCGGAAGCCAAGCUGCAGAAGCGGCUGGGUGGCGAAGCGACGCUGCCGCGCACGCCGCGGUUCGGACCCAGUGGCAGCGCAGCGUUUGGCGGGAGCGGCUCGCGCGUGCCCAAGUCGCCAUCCGACGCACCAGCAGCACCUGGGUUCGGUACAGGAUCGUCGCGGCGAAAGUACAUGUGGGAUGACGAUGUGGACGAUAUCCGCGGCGUCUUCUGCGCCGACGGGCUGGACGAUGACAGCUCCGAUCAGUCCGAGGACGAGGAAGAGAUGAUGAUGUACUACUCGCGCACCGCGUCGGUCUCGGACGACGACGAGGCUCCUGUGCCGGAUGCAACGCCGAUGCGCGACGCGGAUGCAGCAGGAGAUGCGGCGAUGGGCGAAGCGUCGGCUGAAGCCGGUGCUGGCGCUGGCGUAUCGACGAGUGUCGGAACGGCGGUCUCGAGUUCGCUACCCAAACGCAAGGGUAAUGCGCUGUGGAUGGGGUUCCGGGACAAGAGCAAUGUGCACAAGUGGUCGCCCAGCACGCCUGCCUCGGACCGCACGUGGCGGCGUGCGGAAGACACGUCGCCGCGCGUGCUCAACACGGGCACGCGCCUGUCCAAACGCAAGACCGAAGACCGCUACGAGCCGUACAAGCGUCGCGCUGUGUCGCCGAUGAAUCUGGGCACUUCGUACACUUCUGCGCAGGCCGGAGGUGGCGCUGGGUCGAAUUCGCCGCUCAUGAUGCCGAUCUCGUCGCCUUCGGGACUGGUGUAUCGCGGCAUCCACCAGGCGCAGUUGGCGUAUGCGCGCUACUCGACCUCGCCCACCAUCUCGCGCCCCUGCACGCCCGUUGGCGGCAACCAGACAGCAGGAGCAGCAGGAGCCGUGGCCAUGGGCGGCUUCAGCCCGGCCGCAUCGGGCUCGGGACCAGGCUACGGCUCGGGCGCGCUCGGGCUGAGCAUCUCGGCCAACAACGCCAAUCUAGACGCACGCGCGGGCGAGGAGCUCGACGCCGUCAUGGACCAGCGCGUCGGCAUGCUCGGCUUGUCCUAG
Molecule: messenger RNA, 2184 nt
Organism: Moesziomyces antarcticus
Lineage: Eukaryota; Fungi; Basidiomycota; Ustilaginomycetes; Ustilaginales; Ustilaginaceae
Exons: 1
Coding region: 1-2184 (727 amino acids)
Cellular component (GO): site of double-strand break
Source: RefSeq, a predicted model, not a curated record